Nothoprocta perdicaria is the source of this 497-nucleotide messenger RNA. RefSeq names its product MORN repeat containing 5 (gene MORN5). Lineage: Eukaryota; Metazoa; Chordata; Aves; Tinamiformes; Tinamidae. The annotation marks the transcript as partial. The transcript is spliced from 3 exons. The record is from RefSeq and is a predicted model, not a curated record.
UUGCAGGGGAAAUACACGUUCGCCGACGGCCUCGAGUACCGGGAUAAAAACUGGCACUACUGCGACGGCUACGACAGGAGGUUUUACACGGAGAUCUGCUCCGGUCUGAAACCGGCAGGCAUUUCCCAACUUACAAACUUGGAUCCUCCUAGAAAAAUCCCAGAAGGAUGUUAUGACUGUGGUGAUGGAUUCUAUAAUCCUGAAACCAGAGUUAUCAUUGACUACAAAUUCAGAUUUCUGAGAAAUGCAGAGCGGCACAGCGUGUCAUCUGACACGGUUGCUGGAGAUGUGCUUUGUGUGACUGUCCCACCGAGGAGCCCGUGUACAAAGUUAAACUUGUUGAUGCGAGUGUGAAGAAGGAAUGUGUCAUGUUGGCCAGACCCUUCCUCUUAAGAACACGAACACAAUUGAAAAACCCGGCACUUGUUCAACAUCAGAGGAACUCUUACUGCCCCUGGAGAGAUGAUUCAGGGCACAAGGCCACUGCAGUUAAAAAA